This is a messenger RNA of Acomys russatus (golden spiny mouse), 1064 nucleotides long. It is a transcript of the gene Abhd10, whose product is annotated as abhydrolase domain containing 10, depalmitoylase. Gene Ontology annotation, cellular component: mitochondrion. The record is from RefSeq and is a predicted model, not a curated record. Gene Ontology annotation, biological process: protein depalmitoylation. The transcript is spliced from 5 exons. Gene Ontology annotation, molecular function: palmitoyl-(protein) hydrolase activity; hydrolase activity, hydrolyzing O-glycosyl compounds. The coding region runs from base 54 to 947 and encodes 297 amino acids. Lineage: Eukaryota; Metazoa; Chordata; Mammalia; Rodentia; Muridae.
CGGGACCGUGCGAGCCGCGCAAGUCCGUGGCGGGCGCAGGGGCAGCUGGGAAGAUGGCGGCCUGGGUACCUUGUCGGAGGUGGGGCUGGGCGGCCGUGUCCCUUGGGCGGUACCGAGGCCUGACCGCAUCACUGGCUCGGAAGUCUCCGCGGGCAUGGUGGCUCCCAGCUUGCAGACAAAAGUCGUCACUCGCUUUCCUUAAUCGACCAGACCUUCCAAGCCUGGCUUAUAAGAGGCUAAAAGGCAAAAGCCCAGGAAUUAUCUUCAUCCCUGGCUAUCUUUCUAAUAUGAAUGGUGAAAAGGCACUGGCAGUUGAGGAGUUUUGCAAAUCUCUAGGUCACGCCUAUAUAAGGUUUGACUACUCAGGAGUUGGAAGUUCAGAUGGUAACUUAGCAGAAUGCACAGUGGGGAAAUGGAGAAAGGAUGUACUUUCUAUACUUGAUGAUGUCGCUGAAGGACCACAGAUACUGGUUGGAUCUAGCCUUGGUGGAUGGCUCAUGCUGCAUGCUGCAAUUGCACGGCCAGAAAAGGUCAUAGCUCUUAUUGGUAUAGCUACUGCUGCAGAUGGGCUGGUGAAACACUUCCAUUCACUCCCGGUUGAGGUGCAAAAGGAUGUAGAAAUGAAAGGCGAGUGGAUCUUGACGUCUAAAUACAGCAAGGAAGGAUUUUACCACAUUCCAUACAGUUUCAUUAAAGAAGCAGAGCACCACUGCCUGUUACACAGCCCCAUUCCUGUGGCCUGUCCCAUACGGUUGCUCCAUGGCAUGAAGGAUGACAUAGUUCCUUGGCACACGUCCCUACAAGUUGCUGAUCGAGUAGUCAGCCCAGAUGUAGAUAUCAUCCUGCGGAAACACAGUGAUCACAGGAUGAAGGAAAAAGCUGAUAUUCAACUGCUUAUUUGCACUAUUGAUGACUUGAUUGACAAGCUUUCAACUACAGUUAACUAGAAUCACAUUUAUGAUUGCUUUACAUUCUAAUGCAUCUGGAAGAUUGAAAGAAUGGUAGUAAAUCGAAGACCCAGAUACUUUAGGGUUUUUCCUCUUACUUCUAGUUUGUAAAUAUCC